AUGCAAACCAUUGGGUCUACUGCCAUGCGUCGCAUGGUUUCUCGAGCUACUCGAUUGACAACCGCGUUUGCCACCAAGAAUGCUGCUGUCGCUGCCCCUUCUUUAAGAGCAACUCGUCUUGGCCAGCCCCCUUUUAACGCUGCACGACUUUACGCCACCGACAAACAAAAGGUCGUUGCGUAUACCGUCGAUAAGUUUCCCGGCUAUAUUCGCAAUGAGGACUUUAAGACGUUGACAGAAGACGACGUUACCUAUUUUAAAUCAAUUGUUGGCGAGAACGGUCUUAUCUACGGUAACGAGGAUGAUCUAUUCGCGUUUAACACAGAUUGGAUGAACAAGUUCCGUGGCAAAUCGCAGUUGGUCUUGAAGCCCAAGACUACACAACAAGUAUCGGAUAUCCUUAAAUACUGCAAUGACCAAAAGAUUGCUGUUGUUCCUCAAGGUGGCAACACUGGCUUGGUAGGUGGUUCAGUGCCUGUGUUUGAUGAGGUUGUGCUCAACUUGCAGGGCAUGAACCGAAUUAGAGGCUUCGAUAGCGUCUCAGGCAUUUUGACAGCAGAUGCAGGCUGUGUGUUGGAAGUGCUUGACAACUGGCUUGCCGAGAAGGGCUACAUGAUGCCUUUGGAUUUGGGCGCUAAAGGAAGCUGUCAUAUUGGCGGUAACAUUGCUACAAAUGCUGGUGGCCUUCGUUUGCUCCGAUAUGGUUCGCUUCACGGUACCGUUCUCGGUCUCGAAGUUGUAUUGCCCGAUGGCACCAUUCUCGACAACAUGUCGACCUUGCGCAAAGACAACACUGGCUAUGAUUUGAAGCAACUCUUCAUCGGCUCGGAAGGCACCAUCGGUGUUAUUACCGGCGUGUCUAUUUUGACCCCGCACCGUUCCAAGGCUGUCAAUGUCGCGCUCCUUGGUUUGAACUCGUUUGAAGAUGUCCAGAAGGCGUUCAAGAAGUCUCGUAUCGAACUCUCCGAAAUCUUGUCUGCUUUCGAAUUCUGGGAUAGAAAUGCUCUUCAAAUGUUCAAGAAGCAUGCCACUCCCAAAGAAGUCAUGGAGAGCGAAUAUCCCUUCUAUGUCUUAAUUGAAACCAGUGGAUCAAACAAGGAUCACGAUGAUGAGAAAUUGACGACCUAUUUGGAAAACAUGAUGGAAGAUGGUGUGGCUCAGGAUGGUGUUGUUGCUCAGGACGAAACGCAGAUCCGCAACUUGUGGAGCUUGCGAGAAGGUUUUACUGAAGCUUUGGGCAAGGAACCUGCCGUGUACAAAUACGAUAUCUCAAUGCCUGUUCCCAAGAUCUACGAGUGUGUUGAGGACAUGCGCCAGCACUUGAGAGACGGUGGUGUGUUUGGUCAAGAAGAUUCACCAGUAACUGAUGUGGUCGCUUACGGUCACGUUGGUGAUGGAAACCUUCACUUGAACAUUGCUGCCCAGCGACUUGACAAGAAGACAUCGAGUCUCAUUGAACCUUAUCUGUUUGAAUGGGUUUCCAAUCAUCAAGGCUCGAUCAGUGCCGAACACGGUUUAGGCGUUGCCAAGAAUGAGUUCUUGGGCUAUUCCAAGUCUCCAGUCAUGAUUAAACUGAUGAAAUCCAUGAAGAACAUCUUGGAUCCCAACGGCAUCUUGAACCCUUACAAGUACCUGCCCUCAUCAUAA
Molecule: messenger RNA, 1647 nt
Organism: Zychaea mexicana
Lineage: Eukaryota; Fungi; Mucoromycota; Mucoromycetes; Mucorales; Lichtheimiaceae
Exons: 12
Coding region: 1-1647 (548 amino acids)
Cellular component (GO): mitochondrion
Molecular function (GO): FAD binding; catalytic activity
Source: RefSeq, a predicted model, not a curated record